AUACUGCAGGAACCUCAGUGAGAGCCUACAGUUCUUCCGCCCAUUUGGGGAGAGAUUAAAGAAGCUGAGGUUGGCUUUCUUACUCAUUGGCAGUUACAACUUCGCCAGCACUACAGCCUAAGCUUCCAGAGUGGACACGGAGAAGGGCAUCAGAAAACCAUUCUGGUGAGGUCCACACCCGUAAGUCAGCAUGUACAAGGACUGCAUCGAGUCCACUGGAGACUAUUUUCUUCCCUGUGACGCCGAGGGGCCAUGGGGCGUCGUUCUGGAGUCCCUGGCCAUACUUGGCAUUGUGGUCACAAUUCUGCUACUCUUAGCAUUUCUCUUCCUCAUGCGAAAGAUCCAAGACUGCAGCCAGUGGAAUGUCCUCCCCACCCAGCUCCUCUUCCUCCUGAGUGUCCUGGGGCUCUUCGGACUCGCUUUUGCCUUCAUCAUCCAGCUCAAUCAACAAACUGCCCCCGUACGCUACUUUCUCUUUGGGGUUCUCUUUGCUCUCUGUUUCUCAUGCCUCUUAGCUCAUGCCUCCAACCUAGUGAAGCUGGUUCGGGGUUGUGUCUCCUUCUCCUGGAUGACAAUUCUGUGCAUUGCUAUUGGUUGCAGUCUGUUGCAAGUCAUUAUUGCCAUUGAGUACGUGACUCUCAUCAUGACCAGAGGUAUGAUGUUUGUGAAUAUGACACCCUGCCAGCUCAAUGUGGACUUUGUUGUCCUCCUGGUCUAUGUCCUCUUCCUGAUGGCCCUCACAUUCUUCGUCUCCAAAGCCACCUUCUGUGGCCCGUGUAAGAACUGGAAGCAGCAUGGAAGGCUCAUCUUUAUCACUGUGCUCUUCUCCAUCAUCAUCUGGGUGGUGUGGAUCUCCAUGCUCCUGAGAGGCAACCCGCAGUUCCAGCGACAGCCCCAGUGGGACGACCCAGUUGUCUGCAUUGCCCUGGUCACCAACGCAUGGGUUUUCCUGCUGCUGUACAUCGUCCCUGAGCUCUGCAUUCUCUACAGAUCGUGUAGACAGGAGUGCCCUUUACAAGGCAAUGCCUGCCCCGUCACAGCCUACCAACACAGCUUCCGAGUGGAGAACCAGGAGCUCUCCAGAGCCCGAGACAGUGAUGGAGCUGAGGAGGAUGUAGCAUUAACUUCAUAUGGUACUCCCAUUCAGCAGCAGACUGUUGAUCCCACACAAGAGUGUUCCAUCCCACGGGCUAAACUAAGCCCCCAGCAAGAUGCAGGAGUAUAAAUCUACAGGAAACACAAGUGGAGAAAACCCAGCAGACCAUCCUCGGUAGCAUAGCCCUGACAGACCACGGGGGCCCACAGAGUCACGCUGCCAAUGAAGAGUCAGCACAUCCCACCUUCUGUUUCCUAACCCCUCCAUCCACCAGGACCCUCCACCAGAAGAUCACCAUUUUGAACAUAAUUACAAUCUUGCUGGCCACCCUACUUUGACUGUGUCUCUUUCUUCAUUCGUGUAACUGCAAAAUUCCCUUUCUUAGGAACGCUGGAAAGAAUUGGUGCCUCUUAUUCACAGAACUGAAAGACCCUGUCUGAAGAAAUUAAGGGCAUUCUAAUGUGACAACAAGGUUAGUAGCAGCUUACUACUGGGUUACAUGUCUGGUCAAUUUUUAAAUUGUGCUAAAAAACUCAGAACAUAAACUUCACCAUCUCAACCAUGUUUAAGUGUACAGUCCAGUAGUGUUAAUCAUA
Molecule: messenger RNA, 1692 nt
Organism: Pongo pygmaeus (Bornean orangutan)
Lineage: Eukaryota; Metazoa; Chordata; Mammalia; Primates; Hominidae
Gene: GPRC5D
Product: G protein-coupled receptor class C group 5 member D
Exons: 4
Coding region: 191-1225 (344 amino acids)
Biological process (GO): G protein-coupled receptor signaling pathway; visual perception
Cellular component (GO): intracellular membrane-bounded organelle; extracellular exosome; plasma membrane
Molecular function (GO): G protein-coupled receptor activity; sevenless binding; protein kinase activator activity
Source: RefSeq, a predicted model, not a curated record